Molecule: messenger RNA, 501 nt
Organism: Aspergillus candidus
Lineage: Eukaryota; Fungi; Ascomycota; Eurotiomycetes; Eurotiales; Aspergillaceae
Product: cupin domain-containing protein
Exons: 1
Coding region: 1-501 (166 amino acids)
Source: RefSeq, a predicted model, not a curated record
AUGUCUGCCGCAAAUCCAGGUUCUCGCGUCGUUGUUACCAGCUACGAGAAGAGCGGUAAAUCAAUCAUAGACUCUGAUGUCGUUUCAAAUCCUAUCAGAUUGCCUAACAACGACGGCGACGAUGCAUUGGAAUUCUCGCCCUUCCACGCCUUGCACAACGUACCUGUGAAAAGGGCUGAACUGUUCCAGAAGGCCCAUGAAAAUCUGCCACCAAUUCCUCGUGCAUCAGCCGAGGGCGUCCUGUUCGGCAGCAUUGAUUUCCCUGCCGGUUUCAGAACGGCCAUGCACCACACAUUGAGCCUGGACUACGGGGUAAUUCUUAGUGGGGAGGUAACUCUGGUCCUGGAUGGUGGGGAGGAAACCUUGCUCAAGCCUGGCGAUGUGGUCAUUCAGCGGGGAACGGAGCAUGCCUGGUUCAACCACGGCACCGACGUGUGUCGAAUGAUCUUUGUUGCAGUAGCGAGGGAGAAGACCGAGCUGGAAGCGGGAGAAAGCGUGUAA